Messenger RNA from Acromyrmex echinatior (Panamanian leafcutter ant), 1492 nucleotides. Its product is annotated as 48 related 3. Gene Ontology annotation, biological process: developmental process; regulation of transcription by RNA polymerase II. The record is from RefSeq and is a predicted model, not a curated record. Gene Ontology annotation, molecular function: protein dimerization activity; DNA-binding transcription factor activity, RNA polymerase II-specific; RNA polymerase II transcription regulatory region sequence-specific DNA binding. Lineage: Eukaryota; Metazoa; Arthropoda; Insecta; Hymenoptera; Formicidae.
AAUAAGAUGUGAUAAAACACUUUUUAAAUAACAUUCUUUUUUUCUUUUGCUCACUUAUGUGUUUUAUUUAGCUACUCGUGCAUACAUUAAGCUUCUUUAGCUGAUGUCUCUAUACCGGUCCAUAUUCGCCAUUCACCGAGAUUCUCAUUAAUCGAUAAUUCUGAUUACACAUAAAUGAAAAAAAAAAUUGAUUAUACAUAUUAACCUUGUAUUAAAUAUGAUGUUUAGUCCACAUAAUGUUUUCUUUAUUUGUCAGACUGGAAGCUCAAUUUUCUCGUCGUUUGGUUACUGUCCAUCGCGUCCAUCUUACAAUCUUUCGGUCGAUACACGAGAUCAGCUCUCGUGGUACCGGUAGGCUGCGUCACGGUAAGCACCGCCCAACGGGGUUACGAGGGGUACGAGGGAGCCCCAAUGUCGUGUCUGCGUCGCGGCGCACGCGUCUUGUAGUGAAUCCGCGCGCAUUCGGGGAUUGCAACGGGGGCGGUUAUCCCCGGGGGUAUAUUCGGCAAAAUUUCCGAAAAUGCGCUAUCAGAGCCAGCAGAGGAUUCUCAGAAGAACGGGAAACUCGGACCCCGUAACGUCGCAGGACGUUAUCCAAGUGUCAUCGCGUGCGGUAACCCCCUUCUUUUUUUAAAUUUUUUUUCAUCCUCUGCGAGAGUGAGUGAAUUAAGCACGCUGGUGGUUCGCUCGUCACUGAAGAGGAAGCGGGAUAUGAGCUACACCGAACCGCUGUGGGAGAUUAAUGGAAAUCAAACACCAGUAAUCGCGGCGGAGAUGUCGCAGUACGUUGGUGGUGAGAUCGCUAGCUAUCCAAUGUGGGACAGUUCCGUUUUGUACCAGACACAGCCGCCUGCUCAUCCGCACGUGAACGAGCACGGAUUGUACAGACAACCCUGCGCGUUGUUGCACCAGAGUCGUUACACGCCAAACGGUCGUUCACCGAACUUGCCAUCGUCAACGACGAAAAAACCGAGACGUCGAGUGGCAACGGUAUCUCAAAGGAGAGCCGCCAAUAUCCGAGAGAGACGCAGGAUGUUCAAUCUGAAUGAGGCCUUCGAUAAACUCCGCAGGAAAGUACCAACGUUUGCCUACGAGAAACGGCUCUCGAGAAUUGAAACGCUGCGUCUGGCGAUCACAUACAUCGCCUUCAUGGGAGAGUUACUCGGUAUCGAGCCAAGUAGUCCGAAAACGGAGUACAUACCACGAGAAUACUACUUGCCGAACUGAACUCUUUUCUCUUUUUCGAUUAAUAAGCGCUCACGCGCCGAUGCGAGCUGAUAUCCUAUCGAUGGAAAACUUCUAGUCGGCGAGAAACCAGUCUUCCAUUAUUAAUUAGUAUUAUAGCAUUAAGUCUCGAAGUGUAAUUUAACGUCCGUAUGUGACUCAUUAUACGAUCUUCGACAAUAUUAGCCGAUUUUUGUUUCAAUCCAUUAAUUUUUUCGAUACUACUACUUUUCGAGUUGUUCAGAAACUAGUAUGAAAGAAAUGUAAA